Messenger RNA from Orcinus orca (killer whale), 13254 nucleotides. It is a transcript of the gene BCAS3, whose product is annotated as BCAS3 microtubule associated cell migration factor. NCBI's taxonomy places the organism in Eukaryota, Metazoa, Chordata, Mammalia, Artiodactyla, Delphinidae. The transcript is spliced from 24 exons. The coding region runs from base 174 to 2669 and encodes 831 amino acids. Gene Ontology annotation, biological process: autophagy; response to starvation. Gene Ontology annotation, molecular function: protein binding. The record is from RefSeq and is a predicted model, not a curated record. Gene Ontology annotation, cellular component: cytoplasm.
CGUCAAUCACGAGGGGAGACUCCAAACAGUGAGUCUUGAGCUGGAGAGCAGCGUUUUACCGGCGGCGCGGCCGGUGAGAGGGCUGGCGGUGCUGCGGCUUUGAGGAGGCUUGGCGAGGACGUGGGACGAGCAGCGUGAGGGGAGAGGGCUUGGCUGGUUUUGUGAAUGAAGCAAUGGCUACAGAUUCCCCCAGAAGACCCAGUCGUUGUACUGGUGGAGUCGUGGUUCGCCCUCAGGCUGUCACGGAGCAGUCCUACAUGGAAAGUGUCGUGACUUUUCUGCAGGAUGUUGUGCCCCAGGCUUACAGUGGAACACCUCUAACAGAAGAAAAGGAGAAAAUAGUCUGGGUCAGAUUUGAAAAUGCAGAUUUAAAUGAUACAUCAAGAAAUCUGGAAUUUCAUGAAAUACAUAGCACAGGGAAUGAGCCACCUUUGCUGAUUAUGAUUGGCUACAGUGAUGGAAUGCAGGUCUGGAGCAUCCCUAUCAGUGGGGAAGCACAGGAGCUUUUUUCUGUUCGACAUGGCCCAAUUCGAGCAGCUAGAAUCUUGCCUGCUCCACAGUUUGGUGCUCAAAAGUGUGACAACUUUGCUGAAAAAAGGCCCCUCCUUGGUGUUUGUAAGAGCACUGGAUCUUCUGGCACAAGUCCACCUUACUGUUGUGUGGAUUUAUAUUCACUUCGUACUGGGGAGAUGGUCAAGUCCAUUCAGUUUAAAACACCUAUCUAUGAUCUCCAUUGCAACAAAAGGAUCCUUGUCGUAGUAUUGCAGGAGAAAAUUGCUGCCUUUGAUAGCUGUACUUUCACAAAAAAAUUUUUUGUCACAAGCUGCUACCCUUGUCCCGGGCCCAACAUGAAUCCUAUUGCUCUUGGGAACCGCUGGCUUGCUUAUGCAGAAAACAAGUUGAUUCGAUGUCAUCAGUCCCGUGGUGGAGCCUGUGGAGACAACAUUCAGUCUUAUACUGCCACAGUCAUUAGUGCUGCUAAAACAUUGAAAACUGGCCUGACAAUGGUUGGGAAGGUGGUGACUCAGCUGACAGGCACGCUGCCUUCAGGUGUGACAGAAGAUGAUGUUGCCAUCCAUAGUAAUUCAAGGCGGAGUCCUCUGGUCCCAGGCAUCAUCACAGUAAUCGACACUGAGACAGUUGGAGAGGGCCAGGUGCUUGUGAGUGAGGAUUCUGACAGUGAUGGCAUCGUGGCCCAUUUCCCUGCUCAUGAAAAACCAGUGUGCUGUAUGGCUUUUAAUACAAGCGGAAUGCUUCUAGUCACGACAGAUACCCUUGGCCAUGACUUCCAUGUCUUCCAAAUUUUGACUCAUCCUUGGUCCUCAUCACAAAGUGCUGUCCAUCAUCUGUAUACUCUUCACAGGGGAGAAACUGAAGCCAAAGUACAAGACAUAUGCUUCAGCCAUGACUGUCGCUGGGUUGUGGUCAGUACACUCCGGGGGACUUCCCACGUUUUCCCAAUCAACCCUUAUGGUGGCCAGCCUUGUGUUCGAACACAUAUGUCACCACGAGUGGUAAAUCGUAUGAGCCGUUUCCAGAAGAGUGCUGGGCUGGAAGAGAUUGAACAGGAACUGACGUCUAAGCAAGGAGGUCGCUGUAGCCCUGUUCCAGGUCUAUCCAGCAGCCCUUCUGGAUCUCCUCUGCACGGGAAACUCAACAGCCAAGACUCCUACAAUAAUUUUGCCAACAACAACCCUGGCAACCCCCGGCUUUCUCCUCUCCCCAGCCUGAUGGUAUUGAUGCCUCUUGCACAAAUCAAGCAGCCAAUGACAUUGGGAACCAUCACCAAACGAACAGGGCCUUAUCUGUUUGGAGCGGGGUGUUUUUCCAUAAAAGCUCCAUGCAAAGUUAAACCACCUCCACAAAUUUCACCCAGCAAAUCAAUGGGCGGAGAAUUUUGCGUGGCUGCGACGUUUGGGACAUCCCGAUCGUGGUUUGCAAAUAAUGCAGGUCUGAAAAGAGAAAAAGAUCAGUCCAAACAAGUUGUAGUUGAAUCCCUCUACAUUAUUAGCUGCUACGGGAACUUAGUGGAGCACAUGAUGGAGCCACGACCGCUUAGCACUGCACCCAAGAUCAGCGAUGACACCCCACUGGAAAUGAUGACAUCUCCCCGAGCCAGCUGGACUCUGGUUAGAACUCCUCAAUGGAAUGAAUUGCAACCACCAUUUAACGCAAACCACCCUCUGCUCCUCGCUGCAGAUGCAGUACAGUAUUAUCAGUUUCUGCUUGCUGGCCUGGUUCCCCCUGGAAGUCCUGGGCCCAUUACUCGGCAUGGGUCCUAUGACAGUUUAGCUUCUGACCAUAGUGGACAGGAAGAUGAAGAGUGGCUGUCUCAGGUAGAAAUUGUAACGCACACCGGACCCCACAGACGUCUGUGGAUGGGUCCACAGUUCCAGUUCAAAACCAUCCAUCCCUCAGGCCAAACCACAGUCAUAUCAUCCAGUUCAUCUGUGUUGCAGUCUCAUGGUCCAAGUGAUACUCCACAGCCCCUUUCGGAUUUUGAUACAGAUGAUCUUGAUCUCAACAGUCUCAGGAUCCAGCCAGUCCGCUCUGACCCAGUCAGCAUGCCAGGGUCAUCCCGUCCAGUGUCUGAUCGAAGGGGAAUUUCCACCGUGAUUGAUGCUGCCUCAGGUUGCUGGCCUCUUCACCUCCAAAGCUGGGAUAUUUGAGGCAAAAACAAACCCCAAGGACCUCACGUUCCUUGUGUUAUUCUUUGUGUCCGGAAGGUCCUAGCUGUCCUGCUGCCUCUUCUUCACCCUCCAGAGUCUUAUAUUUAUUUUGUACGUACAACUGACCAUUGAACAUCGUGGGCAGUAGGGGUGCUUACUCUCUGCGGAGUCAGAAAUCCAUGUAUGACUUAAAAUUGGCCCUCCAUACCCCCGGUUCCGGUUCUGCAUCUGCAAGUUGCAUAGUAUUGUAGUAGUUACUGUUGAAAAAAAAAAAUCCCCGUAUAAGUGGACCCACCUAAUUGAAGCCCAUGUUAUUCAAGGGUCAGCUGCAAUUAAUGCCCAUGGUUUUGCAUAGCAGAUUGCGUAGUAUUAUAGUAUUUAUUGUUGAAAAAAAAAUUCCUCUGUAAGUGGACCCACCCAGUUCAAACUCCUGUUAUUCAAGGGUCAGCUGUAAUUAAUGUCCAGGGUUUUUAGUUGUACUUAGGUAGAGAAACGUACAUCUACUCUAUUUUCCACUAAGUGGAAUCAGUUCGUGCAAUUUACUCAAAUCUUUCAGCAAAAAUAUAUAUGCAUUUUUCUGUCUGUAUGUGUAUGAAAAUAUAUCUUAUGUGAACAAUUUGUCCCCGACUUGGUCAGUAUCAGGAGUCAAUAAGCUUUUCCUCCGCAGUAAAUAUUUUAGACUUUGAAGACCAUACUGUAAUGGUAGGUACAUUUGAAUUUUUCAUUUCUUCCUUGCUUGCUUUUACUUUACCAGUAUUUUUAGAGCGUCAUGUUCAAUAUGACACAAGUUUAAAGCCAAGCUAGACAUUUCAUGUACAUUAAACUAAAAUUUGUCAACAUUGUUUCUCUUUUUGAAACAUGUUGCAAAAAUCUGGGAGGGAAAAACACUGAAACAUUGAUGGACAUAGAAUAUGCCUUGACUGAAUAUGAAAUGGGCUUUGGAAUCUUGAGUCUUGCUAAGUAGGAGCACAGCUUUGCUUCCCCUCCAUCUCUUUUACCUGGCUUCAUUCAUUUACAAAUAGAAUUUGUAGACCAAUCUCUUCUCUGCUAAAGACCUUACUAGUAAAUCUGCAGAGACCUCAAACUUAGGCUUCUCUACAGAAAGCGGCAGAGAUGAGCACAUAGCUCAAUAAGCUACUGUUGUCUCUCAUAUGGUAGGUGACUUGAGUUACUGCCUCCAUUUAGUUCCUUUGUGUUCUGAAUAUCUUGCAAUUGAAAUGUCAUUACUCAGGGAUGUAAUGCACCUUAUAAAAUAAAGAACCUAUCCUUUCUCCAGGUCACUAUGUAGAUUCUAUCAUAAACUGUAGCAAACUAGUACUAAGGACUCCAGUGAGUUAUAGACAUGUUCAGUAACAUUUACCAAAAUCAGCACUAACUUCUCAAGAUUUUGGUGCUACAAUUUGAAAUGAAUAUUGUUUGUUUCUAAUCUGGCUUUCUCGUUUCUUAUUCCUUAGUGACCUUGCCAAAAAAAAAAGUUUUUAAGUUAUCUUCCAAAAAGUUGACAGCUCUUUUGUUUGUCAAUUACUUUAAUAUUUUUAAACAGUUGCUUGGUUGGGAGUCUCUAGAUACAACACUUCACACUAAGGAAGGCUGACAGUUAAGUGAUGUGGAAGCCAUUAUCUCAUCUUUGUGCUUGUAGACUGUGGCCUCUUGCCUUUUCCUAUUUCAUAAUAAGUAGCAUUAGCAUUCAGGAACUUUUUAACACCUAUAGGACAGGAGUUUUCUAAUCCCCUAUAAGAGAGCAUUUUAAAAAUGAAUGAGUAAAACCUAACAAACAUAGCAUUAAAAUAAAGAGAACUAAGCAUCAUUCUUACAUUUGAAUUUAGAUUCAUAAAUAUCAAGUAAAAUACCAACCAACCAAAUUGAACAUUACGGGGCUUCCCUGGUGGCGCAGUGGUUGAGAGUCCGCCUGCCGAUGCAGGGGACACGGGUUCGUGCCCCGGUCCGGGAAGAUCCCACAUGCCACGGAGUGGCUGGGCCCGUGAGCCAUGGCCGCUGAGCCUGCGCAUCCGGAGCCUGUGCUCCGCAACGGGAGAGGCCACAACAGUGAGAGGCCCGCGUACCGCAAAAAAAAAAAAAAAAAAAAUUGAACACUACGAUAAAAGAAUCAUCUACAAUGACCAAAUAUUAUUUAUUCCCAUAUUAAAAAAUCUGUUGUUGUAAUAUAUAAUAUUAAUUGGUCCAAUAAGAGAACAUAAUAAUCUCACUAGUUGCGGAAAGAGCAUUUGAUAAAAUUCAGCAGUUAUUUAUGAGAUUUACUCUUGAGAUAACUAGGAAUAGAGAGGUAAAUUCUGUAAAUAAUAAGGAAUCUUAAACCAAAUCUUAAACCAAACAGCAGCAUCAUAUUUAAUGUGAAAUAUUAUCGGCAUUCCUUCUAAAAUCAUGAAAAAGGCAAUCAUGCCAUGACCAUUUUUAUAUAAUUACUCUGAAAAUUCCAGACAAUGCAGUAAUAUAUAAAACAUAAGGAAGAGAUAUAGUUACAAAAUCAUUUACAGAUUGAUUUUGAAUUAUGUUUUCAGACAAUAUAAUUUUUUUUGACAGAGAAUUCAAGAGCAUCAAGUUUUAAUGAACUUAUUACACUGAUCAGAUAUUUGGUUCAUAUGUAAAACAUCCAUACUCUUUCUGUAAAACAGUAAAAACUAAUUAGGUAAUCUAAUUCUUUAAAAAAUGUACUCAUAAUAAUACCAGAAAACAUAAAGUACUUAGGAAUAACCCUAAGAAGAAAUACAGAAAGUGUACCAAAAAAAAAAAAGGGUGAAACUCUUCAGAGUAAUAUAAUUUGCAUAAACUAACAAUAUAUCAGGUUUCUGAAGAAGGAAACUGAGUAUUGUAAAAAUUGCAGUUAUUCCAAAAUUAGUUCUGAACUUUUUUACAAUCCCAGUCAAAAUAGCAGUGGAUUUUUUUUUUUUUUUUUUUUUCUUCCCAGUAUGCGGGCCUCUCACUGUUGUGGCCUCUCCCGUUGCGGAGCACAGGCUCCGGAUGCGCAGGCUCAGCGGCCAUGGCUCACGGGCCCAGCCGCUCCAUGGCAUGUGGGACCUUCCCGGACCGGGGCACGAACCCAUCUCCCCUGCAUCGGCAGGCGGACUCUCAACCACUGUGCCACCAGGGAAGCCCUAGCAGUGGAUUUUAUUUGACUCUUAACACUGCAUUUGAAAGUAUCAACAGGCAAGAAUUGCUAAGAUAAUUUUUUGUCUUGGCAAUGAGUAGGAAGUUUAAUUCAUAACUUUUUAUUGUGAAAAUUUUCUAACUUAUAGAAGAAAUUUAAAUAAAUAUAUAAUAUAGCAAAUAUCUAAACAGUCACUAGAUUUCAACAAGUGAUAAUUAUUUUUGAUAUCUCUCUACACAAAGUAGAACUUUAAAUAAAAAUGAAUGAACCAUGAGGUCCAUUUUAAAAGCAAUAUCAACUACAGACCCAUUUCUUUCGUUUAAAGUGUAACUCCUCAAAAGAAUUAUCUACACUUGCUAUCAUCAGUUUCUGUGGGUCUGCGCGUGUGUGCGCAUGCAUGCAUUCAUGCGCACAUACACGCUCUCUUCCUUUAACACCUUAUUAUACAAAAUUUCAAAUAUACGCAAACAUAGAAGGAAUAACAUUACAAACCCCCUAACAAUCAGGUAGCUUCAGCAAGUAAGAACUCAUGGCCAGACUAGUUUCAUAUCUUACCCCACUACCCCACCAGAUUAUUUUGAAGCAAAUUUCAGACAUUAUUUCAUCUGUAAAUAUAUCGACACAUAUCUCCAAAAAAUAAACUUCUUUUAAAGCAAAAUACUAUCACUCCUGAAAAAAAUAACAAUAAUGCUUUAAUAUCAAAUUUCCAAUUCAUGUUAAAUUUCCCUGAUUAUCUCAUUUUUAAAAAUCAUGUUCCAAAUAAGACCCAUACAUUCCAAUUGGUUGAUAUCUCUCAUAAGAGUAUCUUAAAAUAUAGGGUUCUAUUCCAUCAGUUUUUAAAGAAACAUGUAUCCUGUAGUGUUUCCCUUCCCACAAAUAGGAUUUUGCUGACUAUAUCCCCAUGGUGUUCUUUUGUCCCUGAAAUUUCCUGUAAAUUGUUAAUUAGAUCUGGAAGAUUGUUUAGAUCAGAUUUUAUUUUGUGGCGAAAAUGCUUACUUUCUGUGAAUUUAUAUUUAUUAUGCGCACUUGAAAAAAGGAUAUAUUCUCUGUUUUCAAGAUAUAAAGUUGUGUUUAUAUCAGUUAGAUUUACCUCAUUAAUUAUGUUUUUGUGUCUUCUGAUGCCGUAUGUAUCCUAUCCUGGACUUAGAAAGGUGAAUUGAACUCUCAUGCUACUAAUACUUUUCUCUUUAUUUCUCCUUAUACUUCUGUAGUUUUGCCAUAUAAUGUCCAUGUUAUGUGAUAUACAAAUAUGCAUAACUGCUAAGGCUUUAUUGUAGAAUGUAAUGUACUAGGUGUCCUUUUUAACAUUUCUAGAUUUAAUGCUUUUUUUGUUGUUUAAUGCUUUUUCUCUAACUCAGAUUGUGACCACUGCUUUUCAUUUUGCCAUUAUAAAUGUGUAGAAGGAUAACAGAACUGUAUUUUAUACAUUUGAGAAACUAGAAGGAAACAGAGCAAAAUAUAAAUAGUAUUUAACCUCUGAGUGGUGGGAUAUGGGGCAUUUUUAACUUUCUUCUUUAAAGUUUUUCCAAAGUGUUCUACAGUGAGCUUGUGUUACUUAUAUAAGGCUUAAAAAUCUGUUAUUUUUUUACAAGGGAAAAUUUUAAAGAAAGUAUGCAAAGGUAGUUUGGUUUUGUUAAUGUUCUUAGUAUGUUUUUGGCCACAGCCUAAAUAAUGAACUAGUGACAGUAUCGAACAGACCCUGCCCCCUAUUUUAAUCACAACGAAAAUCUAGUGCAUGCCUCUUUCAGGCAUGGGUUUGAAAUGGGAAAUUGUUACAUGAGUGAAGGAAAAUUCCCAGAGUCUUUGAUGCAACUCAAGGACUGGGAAUGGAGCGGGGGAGGCCUCCUGAAAAUCUGUCUAACAUUCGCUCAGGCUCCUCUUGGUUCUGAGCCAAAUAACAAACCCUUCAGUUGAAUUUUUCUGUCCAGACACUGGCUUAAAUGAAGGUAUACUUAACUUGGAAAUAUCAUUUCAGCUUUUGGCUGGAAUAGCUGUUGUAGAAGAGCUUCUUUAGAUGUGAAGCCAUGAGGGAGUUCUCUGAGUACAUGUAUUUUCACACAUCUGCUAAUGCAAAAGCCCCAGUGUGAGCAUUAGUACUCAGGAAUGUGAUGUGGAUUUGAGAUGAUCUCCCCAGGAUUUUGGCAGGUCAGGACAAACAUUAUCUUGCUCCCAUAUGUUUUUGGAGGAUCUUGAAAGGGAAAUCAUAUACAUUUCCUUAAACUGACAUGCUGAAUUUUCCCACAUACACCAAAAAACCCUCUCAGCAAAAAUAAAUUCAGGAAUAUGUAUAUAUGACAUUCAUAUAUUUUGCAGCUGUUGUCAAUACAACAGUAUAAGCUGAUGGCUAUUGGGAGUCGCAGACAGUUUGCAUUUACUUUGACUUAUGUUUAAAUGGCUGAUUUCAGAAAACCUGGCCCAACAGAUAAAAAACUAUGAAAGAUCCCACAUUUUGAGUAAGUCCUUUUUCUUUUUUUCCACUCUGCACUUCCUUAGGUGCAGUGUGCAUGGGGCUCAGUCCUCACUGUCACUGUUUCCCACUGAUAGCACUGCUAGCCUAUAUGGACACCUCCCCGGACACAUACAGUAUAAAAAACAACCAGGGAACGCUUGUGAAGCUAAGAAAUUCAAAUGCAUUGAUAAUAAUAUUGAUAACACAUACUGUGUACAAAGACUGUAUCUGUUUUUUAUCACCCUUGAGCAAACCCACUCCUGUUUCCUAUGGGGUUUGACAAACAGUAAGUACUCAUUAAAUGUUGACUGACCCUUUUCCUAAGUCUUUUCAUUCUUCAGUCUCUACUCCCUCUAGAGAAUGAUAUAUUAUCUGCCUAGUAGUUUGGCUCCUUUUCUCAGCGAGUGUAUUAUUAAAACUUGAAUAAAUAUAGCACCAGUUUCAGCUACGUAAUGGCCUCUUGUGCCAAGGGUCGCACAUUGGUUGAUUCUCACUGGCACAAAAGCUGAUAGAUUUAGUCUUAUUUCAUUCUGUAUCACAGCUAGGCCCACUUGUAGGAUUGAACCUAUGUGAGAGAGUAAUAAUCCCUAACCACUAUUUGUUUUCAUGUUUUGUAAAUGAGUUUUGUUGCUGCAGUGUCUUGUACCUAAUCAAAUCAGUCCUCUGGUUCUUCUAUCUGCUUAUACCACAUGGUUUUUAAGCUAUCAAAUAUUAUUUAAAAGUAAUAUCUAGGAUAUAUUUCUUCUCCCACCCCCAACAUUUGGAGAGAGGUCACAUAUCUUUGACCUCAUUUCUUUUACUUUUGUUUUGCUUAUUUAUUACCAAUGGUUUCCUGUUGGAUUAUUUAGCUGGAAAAAUGAUUUCUUUACGGAAGUAAGACCUGGGAUUCUACUCCAUAAAGGGAAACAUGGAGAGGCAAUGUUAUCAAUUUAAUGUAUUAACAAAUAAUUGGCCUUGGGUUCUUUUCCUGGCAUCUUGAUGAACCACUGCGUUCAUGUAGCUUUAUUUGGUCUGAAUUUAUCAGUCUGUACAGGUAGGGAUUAUGAUAAUGUAUUUUUUAAAUUUAGUUUGUUGACUGCAUUCUAUUCUAGAAUUAUUAUGUAUAUAUAUUUUUAAGAUCAUGUGAUUCAUGAAAAUAUUGGUGUUGUAUCGGUUCUUAUUUCAUUGCAUGUUGGCACUUUGGCAUUAGUUCUUACAUCCACUGUUAGUAUUUAGGGGGAAAUCAUGGAAAACUUUUCUUUUUUUUUUUUUUUUUACUAGUUUUCCUUGGUGACUUAUAAAGUUAAUUCCAUAAAAAUGUUCUUCUGUUCUAAAAUAUGUAAGAUUUUCAGUCCUUUGAAAAAAUCGUUAUAGUCAAUUUUCCAUGUAUUACUCAACAUUAGAGAUCUACCUGCCAAAUGAUCCCAGGUGUGGGAUUGCAGCAGGUAAUUUCCUGAGCUGUAUGGUACAGAUGAUUUUCUGUGUUAGAAGAUGCUAUCGGCUCACCUGGCCUCUUAGUGACAGAGAAAUCCUUUGUUUAUUCAUUUAGUAGGCAGAUUAACCCUAAUGAAUAUUGGCUUCCUGGAAAUAGAUACAGGUGACAAUGGCAAAGUGAGGAGUGGGGAGAAGUAAGACAAAUUCCCUUUUCUUUCUUCACUUAUAAAUAAUGGUGGCUUUCAUUGGAGAGUGUUUUAAAUCAGAAAGGAAUGCAAAAUAUUUUAAUUUAAAAGCAAGAUUUAAAUAAUCAACCUUUAAUUUUUAGUUUUGAACGUUUAUAUAUGUAUAUUCUUUUCAGAAGAACUAAGGAUUUUCUAAUUUUGGCAAACAAGUUAAAAUUUUUGUGUCUUUCAAAUUAGAGUUAAAUGAAAAUAUUUAAUUAAAUGCUUCAUGCUGGUUUGGACAGAAUGAGUCAUUUGAACAGGAAAAUGCAACUCUAAUAUGUUCUUACAUUCAGUUAAAAUUUUGUGAAUUAAAAAAUUAUAUCAUUCAUCAGCCUCUCCUAGCACAGGAAAGAAAAUGUGCAUUGUGCUGUGUUCAUUUCUAUAGUCUGUUCAUGCUGCUUCAGUGACAUAUUUAUUUGUUUUCUCAGGAGCAAAGAUGAAGGGCUAAUAUAGCCAUUAGAAGAUUAUUCAUAGAGUUAUACUAUAAAUUGUCAAAAAUUUGUAGAAUUAAGCUACUUAAAAUUCUUUGCUUUGUUAUAACUUUUAACAAUAUUUACAGAAAUCAUUUUUGUGAAUAUAAUCAUGGAUAUUUGAUUAAUUCUCAGUAACGUAUGGUGAAAUGAAAUCUUUGUGAUUGCAACUCAUAAGCUUUGCUUACUGAAGGGAGGAGUACUUUACAACAUUUUUCUGUGAAUGGUUUUGAAGAUACAUUAUUCCCAAGACAUGAAUGUAUAGACACAGAUGUGGAAAUCUCUUAACAUCCUACCAAACUUUUCCAGAUCUUACAGCAAUAAUUUAUUCUGCACUCUCCGAAGACUCCCCAAAUGUCUUCUUUUACAUAACUUUAUUCAUUGGAGGAAAAGUUAAAAUUCUUCCCCACCACAUGCUAAAUAUUGAAGAUGGGCUUUUCAUGAUGCAUUUUGUAGUUGACUAUAAAAGCUCUAGAAUUUCAAGGGGGAAGUGAAAAAGCAGAGUUUAUCUUUCUAUGCAGAUUUUAAAUUUAUGAUUUUUCCGAGCUAUAGGCUUGAUAUUCUGCUUGAAUUGUGUUGUGGAGAGUUCUGAAUAAUCCGAGAUAUAUAUGAAUCAGAGGCAGUAAUAAAUUCUGAAUGAAUCUUUGGUUUUUACUUAAGAUUACUUUAUCCUUAAAACUAAUGUUUCUAUAACCUCUGACCGAAUACAGAAGAUCCAAAGUACUUCCAAGGGUGAGAAUUUUUCCUGGCCUCGUGUGAGUAGUUUAAUUCAUUCCAAUUGUGUGGUACAGUGUGGCAUGUGAUGGAGCACAUCAGAGGUAUAUUUGCAGCUUCCUAAUUUGCAUACCACCUUCCCAAAAUAUGAUGCAGUCCUUUACUGAUUUGUCAGUAAUAUUUAUUUUCAAAGAUAUUGGAAAAAGAGAAAGCAACGUAUAUGUGUCAUAUUAUCUUCACAGAACCACUGCCUAUGUUAACUGGAUUUUCCUUUCCUUUUCGUGAAAAACCAAAGGACAACAGUCAUUAUAUGAUUUUGUAUUUUAAGUAUUUUCAUAAUCCAACAUAAAUUGGCCCACCCAAGGAUUAUGUCUGUCUUAUAAAGAUGUGUUUACAUAGUCAUUGGGUGAAAGAUUGCAGAAGUUGAACCACUAGUUUUGAAAGUUGAGCCAGACCAGGAAAAAUCAGGAUACAAUUUGGCACUUAUGGAGACGAAAUGAUUUCCUUUUUAGCUGCUGAUUUCUACUGGGAAAUGUAUCCUUGGACUGAAAAUUGCAUCCGGAAAAAUGUUUAUGUAGUGUUUUUCAAAUGACUGAUUAUUCUUCUAACCUUUAACAUGAACUGUGUCUAAUUUUGGUCUCUUUUAACUCUUCCAUGACUAGGGGAUUUUUCUCUUUGUGGGAAAAAUAUUACUCACAAACAUAUUUUUACUACUUGGAAUACAAAAAUGUCUUCCAUGGCAACAAUAACAUAAAAUGUGUUAAGAUUUCUUCUUGGGUUGUUUUUCUGAGCAGUUAGUACGAUGUCGUAAAUCAGCCACCCUUUAUCCCAGGCAUUGUAUUAUGAAAAUAUAGUAAGGUACAAAAGAUCAUCUGUACCUUUAUAUCACAGGUUUUAUAUUAUGUUACAUCUUAAGGAAUAGUUUUAGUUUGCUUGAGCAGCUACAUUUCCUCCUCAUUCCACCACCACCCUGCACAUGCGAAGUAGGAGCUUCUUGACCUUUUUGUGGGUAAUAUUUGACCCAUAGGGUUUUAACAAAGAUCAGUACUUGCUCUACUCUUUUUCUUGUAUAUUUUGUGACUUUUCUGGCUAAAUUAUUGUCCAUCAGAGGUUGCAGGAGUCUCUGCUCCAUGCUGUCUCCACUCUUGGACCUCAAUUAACUAAAGCGUCAUCCUCAAAUUAUUGCAGGUGACCAUGGCAAGGGGAGGGGGACACUGGAGGUCUCACACUGGUCACUUCUGCUCACAAUUCAUGGGUUAGAACUGUGCUGUCCAGUGCAAUAGCCACUAGCUGCAUUUGCUUAUCUAAAUUCUAACUAAUGAAAAUUAAACAAAAUUUGUCCUUCAGUUCCUCAGUGGCACUAGCUGCAUUAUAAAUCUACCAUCCUGGACAACACAAAAUACAGAACAUUUCCAUUAUCACAGAAAGUUGUGUUUGAGACUAAUGGACUAGAGCUUUAAGGGGAUGGGGAAGUACAAUCCUCUUAUUAGCCCAGAGGUGGGAAAGAAGCAAAUAUUACUGACUUGCAAUAAUGUCUAACACUGUUGGUAAACUAUAUACUUGCAAAUAUUCCUGAGAUGCUCUGUAUCCUUUUCUUCCCCCUUGUUUCUUUUGGGGGGAGGUGAAAUGUGAGGAGGGUGAUAAAAAUGCACACCUACAUGAAUAUAUACAUACACAUAUACUGUUUCUAGCUACAUGAAAAAGACAAGAAGCAUACACUUGAAACUAACAUUUUGCCAAGGGGGACUCCUUAUGUUCCAUAUCCCUUUGGAGGAAGAAUCUGUAUUGCAUUUAUGUGGCUUUGGAGAAGAUAUUCAGGAAAGAAACACCACAAUUCCCAUUGAGCUCAGAAAAUGUGAUUAAGGAAUUUGAAUGUAAUUACCCAGAGUUUGGCUUUUCUUUUAAGGAACCCACUCAUUUUAGAGAUUUUUUGAUAGUGUAAAUCUGACAACUAAAUCUGGAUUUUUUGGGGAAGACUCCCACCAGGAAUAGUGUGAGUCAAGGAUGAGUCCAUAAAAAAGAAGCCCAUGCAGCAGGGACAGCCUGAGCUAUUCUGUUUUGACAUGAUUUUAUCUAUGGCUGAUAUAUGGAGGGGAUAUUUAGUGGAAUGUGCAGAGCUUUGCUCUAGAUUUGUACCUUCUAUGAUUGGUGUACAAGCUUAUUUAAAUAAAACGUAUGGCAACAAUAAAUAUAUAUUUGAGUAGAU